This is a messenger RNA of Sebastes umbrosus (honeycomb rockfish), 7206 nucleotides long. It is a transcript of the gene gria1a, whose product is annotated as glutamate receptor, ionotropic, AMPA 1a. Lineage: Eukaryota; Metazoa; Chordata; Actinopteri; Perciformes; Sebastidae. The transcript has 16 exons. Gene Ontology annotation, molecular function: AMPA glutamate receptor activity; transmitter-gated monoatomic ion channel activity involved in regulation of postsynaptic membrane potential. Bases 49 to 2811 code for a protein of 920 amino acids. The record is from RefSeq and is a predicted model, not a curated record. Gene Ontology annotation, biological process: synaptic transmission, glutamatergic; modulation of chemical synaptic transmission. Gene Ontology annotation, cellular component: plasma membrane; dendritic spine; AMPA glutamate receptor complex.
GCUUGGAUAUUUCGGCUCUUUUUCCCCUUCGCCAAUGCAAACGGAAAUAUGCAGCGAAGCUUCACCAUCCUCUACACCAGUUUACUGGGGAUGUGCUUGGGAUCCAGCUCAAGUUUCCCAAGUAACAUUAAUAUAGGAGGAUUGUUCCCCACAGAAUCGCACGAAUAUGAGGUUUUUCGCUUCGCCCUCUCUCACCACCAGGACAUCCCCAAACUGGUGCCGCAGGUGGAUCAGGUCAAGGUGGGGAAUAGCUUCUCCAUGACAUAUGCCUUUUGUUCCCAGUUCUCCAAAGGUGUGUACGCCAUCAUCGGCCUGUACGACAGGAAGACGGUCAACAUGCUCAUGUCCUUCUGCGGAGCGCUGCACGUCUGCUUCGUCACGCCGUCCUUCCCCAUCGAGACGGCCAACCAGUUUGUCAUCCAGCUGAGGCCCGAGCUCCAGGACGCUCUGGUGGGAGUGAUCGACCACUACAAAUGGAACAAGUUUGUCUACAUGUACAGCUCUGACUCCGGCCUGUCAGUGCUGCAGAAGGUUCUGGACACGGCAGCGGAGAGGAACUGGCUGGUGACCUCGGUCAACGUGGAGACCAUGACGGAGGCCUCCUUCUUGAAAGUUUUCCAGGAUUUGGACAAGAGGAAGGAGGGCCAGAUCAUCAUCGACUGUGAGACCGAGAGGCUCACCGGCAUCCUCAAAAAGAUUGUUGAACAAGGCAAGAAUGCAAAGAGCUACCACUACAUCCUGGCCAACCUGGGUUUCCUGGACAUCGACCUGACAGAUCUGAGGAAAGGCGGGGCGAACAUCACCGGCUUCCAGCUCGUCAACAACUCCGAGCCCGUCGUCAGCCGCGUCGUCCAGCAGUGGCUGGAGUUUGACAACAAAGACUCCAAAGUGCCCAAGAGUGGACUCAAGUACACAGGCGCUCUGACCUAUGACGGGGUGAAAGUCAUGUCCACGGCCUUCCAGAAUUUAAGGAGACAGAGGAUAGACAUCUCUCGCAGGGGCAACGCCGGAGAGUGUCUCGCCAACCCACCAGCUCCCUGGGGACAGGGCAUAGACAUCCAGAGAGCCUUGCAGCAGGUCCGUAUAGAUGGAUUGACUGGUCACAUUCAGUUCAAUGAGAAAGGCCGCAGAACUAACUACACUGUUAGCGUCAUGGAGCUGGCCCCGUCUGGACCAAAGAAGGUUGGCUACUGGAAUGAAGAUGAAAAGUAUGUGACGACCGCCAGCUUCGUGAGACUCAGCAAUGAAACCUACGGCCUGCAGAACAGAACCUACAUAGUCACCACGAUCUUGGAGUCUCCGUAUGUGAUGCUGAAGAAGAACCACGAGGGGCUUGUAGGAAACGACAAGUACGAGGGCUACAUAGUCGAGCUGGCUGCAGAGAUAGCCAAACAUGUGGGCUACCAGUACAAACUGAAGGUGGUUUCAGACGGCAAAUAUGGAGCCAGGGAUCCGGAAACCAAGAUGUGGAACGGCAUGGUGGGAGAACUGGUGUAUGGGAAAGCAGAUGUGGCUGUGGCUCCUCUGACCAUCACCCUGGUCCGCGAAGAAGUGAUCGACUUCUCCAAGCCCUUCAUGUCCCUGGGUAUCUCCAUCAUGAUAAAGAAACCCACCAAAUCCAAACCUGGCGUGUUUUCCUUCCUGGACCCGCUGGCUUACGAGAUCUGGAUGUGCAUCGUGUUCGCCUACAUUGGCGUCAGCGUCGUCCUGUUCCUCGUCAGUCGAUUCAGCCCGUACGAGUGGCACGCCGAGGACUACGAGGAGGGAGCUGAGCCGCAGACUCCCACCCAAACAUCAGCCUCCAACGGGGUGCAGCAGGGCCAGACACAGACGCAACAAAACACCAACCAGCAGAGCCCCGAGCAGACCAACGAGUUCGGCAUUUUCAAUUCCCUUUGGUUCUCGCUGGGGGCCUUCAUGCAGCAGGGCUGCGAUAUCUCACCACGCUCUCUGUCUGGCCGCAUCGUUGGAGGCGUCUGGUGGUUCUUCACCCUCAUCAUCAUCUCAUCCUAUACUGCCAACCUGGCUGCCUUCCUCACAGUGGAGAGGAUGGUGUCUCCUAUAGAGAGCGCCGAGGAUUUGGCCAAGCAGACGGAGAUCGCCUAUGGAACGCUGGAUGCCGGCUCCACCAAAGAGUUCUUCAGGAGGUCGAAGAUCGCCGUGUUUGAGAAGAUGUGGUCCUACAUGAAGGCGGCCGACCCGUCCGUGUUUGUCAAGACCACAGACGAGGGCGUGAUGAGAGUCAGGAAGUCCAAGGGCAAGUAUGCCUACCUGUUGGAGUCCACGAUGAACGAGUACAUAGAGCAGAGGAAGCCGUGCGACACUAUGAAGGUGGGAGGAAACCUGGAUUCUAAAGGUUACGGCAUCGCCACGCCCAAGGGCUCCCCUCUCAGAAACCCAGUAAACCUGGCAGUUUUAAAACUGAACGAGCAGGGCCUCUUGGACAAAUUGAAAAACAAGUGGUGGUACGACAAGGGAGAGUGCGGCAGCGGGGGCGGGGACUCCAAGGACAAGACGAGCGCUCUGAGCCUCAGCAAUGUGGCGGGAGUCUUCUACAUCCUGAUCGGCGGCCUGGGCCUGGCCAUGCUGGUGGCGCUGGUGGAGUUCUGCUACAAGUCCAGGACCGAGUCGCGCCGAAUGAAGCAAUCCAUCAACGACGCCAUGCGCUGCUCCUCCCUGACCAGGAUGAGCGGCAACGGGAGCGGCGGCGAGAACGGACGAAUCCUCACCCACGACUUCCCCAAGACCGUUCAGACGCUGCCCUGCAUGAGCCACACCGCCAGCAUGGGAUUGGGCGCCUCCGGCAUGUGAUCUCGUCACGUGACUGGUGCUGGCGGCGAGGAAUAGGCAGGGCAGGGCGGGGCAGAAGAAGAGCACAAGACUCUUAAUGACCUCAAAAAUCAUGGCCGUCUGGUUUGACCCAUCUAUCCUCCUGGCUGUCGACGCUCUCCGACUUGAACUUAACCUACUGCCAAAAUGCACUCUCGAAACCGCUCCUCACAAACUACGAACACAAGACUCGCAACAUUUUUUUUAAAUCAGUGGAUGUUUGAAAAAGAGAUUAAAAAGAAGGGAAAUGUGCUGCAAUAAAGAAGCCGUCAACGCGGGCGUGUUUUUGAAUUUUUUUACCGUGUUCGUUUGUGUGAAAAAAAACAAAAAAAACUUUAUUCUUCAGUGUGACGCCUGCGCUGUGCCAUUUCGACGGAGCUGUUGACGUUAGUCCACGUGUGCAAUAUCUUCACCUCCACUGCUGACCUUGUACUACCUAGAUGCUUUCUGAUGGCCGACGGUCUUUGCACAGAUGUGGCAGAGGGAGGACAAACACUUGUGACUGCGAACAAUGAUUUAAUAUUGUUUUGGGACAUUCCCGCUCUCUUUCACUCCCACAUUUACACGCCAUUUUUGGAAGGACAGAGUGCUCUGUGUAGCAUAGCCAGUUUUUAUGAUAUAUUAUAUGGUUUACACUGUCGUUAUAGCGCAAAGAGCUUUGUCAGAAGUAGUUUGAUUUCUCCUCGACUGAAGGUUAACGCUGUUUAUAUCAGCGGUUGACGACAACAAACAUGCAUUGCUGCUACACCUCAUUUAACACAUCAUGCCUUGUCUUUGUGCCAUACGACCAUUCUCAUACAGAUACACUUGUUGCUACAGGGGUCAUAUGUUUGACCAACCGAUUGAUAGAGUUUUACUAUUUAAUGAUCACAAAAACAGUCGGACGGCAGAUUCAGAAAUGCUCACUUUGACCUGAGAAAGGUUACAGAAUAGAGAAAACACACGACACAUUACUCUGUGGCUAUGUACAGUACUGAGUGACCUUACACUGUAUUCUACUGUUGUGACAUUCAUAGCAUAUCCAUUGAUAUACUAGGGAGUCUGUUUGCAGCACACGUUAAAGAGCAGAGAUCGACAAAUUCAGAUAUAAUCUGGAGAAGAUGUUCCUCAAACUAUUGUUGGAGCUGCAUAUUUCACUCCCUCCUCCUGUGAUGUGUUUCCAGCUGUAUUCAGUUUUAAUGAAAUGGGCAGCGCGGCUGUUCACUCUCAAUUUAUUGAGAUCCCCCGCAGAUCGUGCGUGGCCUAUAAAAAGAAAAGUUGACCUCCUCUGGCUAGCUCAGGAAGGAGGCGGGCGGGGUUGAAACACUUGGUUUGACUGACAGAUUCGCAGCCACUUUUAUCUGUGUUUGGUUGGAUGUCAAGGUUACGCUGGUCACCGCGGCGCUCGGCUGCAGAGUUCUCCCUUUCAGAUCACGUCGAGUAAACAGAAAUCGGAGUGGCAGGCCCUGAACAGUCGAGGGCAAAAACGGCAAAGGGCAGACAGCCUUGGUUUGGUAUGAAGGCCUUAAAAGAAAAUUCCACCUGAAAACAUUUCAUUACUCAAAAUGACUAUUAGUGAUGAACUUUGCAUUUCUUGACCCGUUGUGUCGAUUAGUGGUGUAUUUUAUGAGUGACUGACCAACAUUGACAACAACAGAAAUCAGACUUAAGGUCAGGUUCUGAUUUAGGAUGAAAGGACAAUUUAAAGAACAGAAAAAGAAUAAGGCUGGCAUGAUUAUAUAUUUUUCUUAUUGUCAACAAAUCCCACGAAAGGACAUACAACAAUACGCUGUCAUGUAUUUCUGUGAAGCAGAGAGGAUUUAACAACAUUUGACACAGUUGUGGGGUUGUUGUCGAUGUUGUUGAUCAAACCGCACCCAUGCAGUCCUGAUAAAGCGGAUUACUUUGUUUUAAAACUCUUAAUAAAUAACAUUUAAAGGUUCUCUAUAUGAUAUUCAGACCAUUGAUACAGCAGCAAACAACUAUUUGCUAUGUAAAGAUAUACAGGAGUAAUGUCUACCUGAGCAGCAAAUGAAGUCGCUGUCCCUCUUUGUGUGUUGUAAUCUGAGUUUCUCGCUUUGUUGACAUCGCCGGGCCGGCUGCGCAUGCUUUUAGUGCAUGUUCGUGCAUGUGAACGUGUCCCAUUGGCUAGCUCACGGCCGCCGCUCUGCACUGCUGUCAUACGAUUGUUGCAGAUGAUAACACCGUCCCGACUGAUGGCGCCAUUGCAGAAGCAUUGCACUCACCCUGUGGUUCCCCCCUAACACUGUUAGCUCUGUCAGCAGUGUUGCUGUUGUUUUCACGUUUAACGCUGUUAGCAACGUUAGCUACGUCGCCAUGUUGAGAGCCGUGCGGAGGCAAUAGAAAUGCUUCUAUCCUUGCAUUUAGCACCUUUAAAAACGUUUCCGGACUUAAAAUUUCUUAAUGAAUAUAUUAUGUUCUGAUGGGAUUUAAUACUUUCUUAUCUCCCUGACCGGUCUGUGACGCUCAGCCAUAAGCCCAUUUAUUCCUACAGAAGUACAUAUUUAAAACAGCUCAUAAAUCUAUAGUUUAACUUUUAAAAUUUGCUCAGUAUUUUUCUAAAACGACUGGGCACUGUAGUUUUUAGCAAACGUUGCUCAAACAGGAGUAAAUAGUGCAUUUGCUGGGGACUAUUUUCAGUAGUGGAUUAAUACACAUUUGGUGCGCUAGUGACUAUAUAUAGCAGCCUGACUGUGUGGGAUUUACUUAAAAUAAACUACAGUGCCCGUGUUCAUAAGGUGAUGACGGAAAAUGUCAGCAAAGGAUUAAGUUACAGUAUAUCAGGCUUUGAUUACACUGGCAGUACUUGUUUUGUAAAAAUCGAUUCAUUCUUGGUUUCGGUCUUUUCAUGGGAAAUGUUGACAACAACAAAAACAUUGAAUGUCGCCAGCGUUAUCCUUUAAACUCAACAGGGUUGCAGGUGAAAACUGCCAAAGCAGGAAAGAAACCAAUAACAGCUUUUUCACAGUGCAUCACAGCCAGAGGCGAUGUAAAGGGUACGUUCUGUGCCUUCUUCUAACUCUAGCAUCUUUUCCUCUCACCUCUCACUUUCCCUCUCUACACCUCCAAAAAUAUUCCACUGCAGAGUACAGACAUUUCAGAUACCUGGGUGAUCAGAAAUAUAGGAAAUUAUCAGGUUAAAUCGAAGCAGAUGAAGCAUGUUGAGGGAAAAAAUAGCAGUAAUUCAUCACAACAUACGUCCUGAAAUGCACUGAACAUCAUCAUCAUCAUCAUCACACUAAGAGUCCAACAGUGUCCAAAGGUGUGAUUUUACUUUAAGGUGACUGGAAGGUUGUUGCUUGAAAUGGGAUUUUCACUGCUGUUGGACGCCAGAGGUCAGCUUUAGAUUAUGUACCACACACUCUAGCUGACCUCUCGCUUCCCAGCAGAGGCCAAGCGCCUGUACAAAGGCAGCACUCAUCCCCUGCUUCCACAGCUGGUCGUCGUGUAUUAUUUUUCUUCUCCUCUGAGUUUCUGCUUUAAAGAAUACGGUACCAAAUCUAAUGUAUGACCUAUCUCUUUCUCUACAUCGUCAUACAAGCGGGAAAAAUGGGCAGUCAGAGUUUACUGAAAUCAUACAUAUCUCCACCUAUUAUGUAUAUAAAAGGCUUUUCUCUUCCCCCAGUGAAAAUAUUCGUUCCGCUCCCGAUCAUGCCUCCGUGUACCUGAAUUAGUUACCCACUGUACCGCGUGAGUACUUUUCCUUUCUUCCCUCAUCUACGCGUCUUCUUUUGCUGAUGUUGUACUAAUUAGAACACGACACAGCACUCUUCAGCGGAGGCUUUACCUUCAGACAGAUGUUUUAUAUGCCAUAACAGAUUUGUAAAAAAGAAAAAAAAAUGAAUAAAAAAGACACUCAAUGUUUGUAUUAUAAGGAGAACUGGGGUGCCGGAAAAGUGUUAUACACUUUGAAGAGUGUAAAAAAUAAAACACACACACACACACACACUGGUGUUGAAUAAUCUGUAGACGCUAAUGUUGUUUAAAGACAGUUUUGAGUUCAUUUAAUUUUAUUCUUUUUUUUGCAAUUUCAAAAAGGAUUUCCUGUUGGUGUUUUUUAAGUGCUUGAGAUUUAACACCAUUUGAAUAUUUCUUUGUCGUUUUCCUUUUUCACAGUAUUUUACUACUGGAAUCUAAUCACCAGUUCACCAGAAACAUCAUUAUUGUUGUUUUUUUAAACUAUGGAAAGGAUGUUGCUCAGUUUUAAAAAUUAAGACGGUGGUCAAUAAAUGGGUUCACAGUUUAAAAAAAAAAAAAAAAAAAGUAAAAGAAUACAACUAGGAAUCAGACUUUUGGGAAAUAAACUUUUUUUUCUAACCAAAGUGUCCUGGAAGGAAGUCAUCAUGCUUUUGUAACCGAAUAAAGGAAUAAACUAUG